Apis mellifera (honey bee) is the source of this 1385-nucleotide messenger RNA. Its product is annotated as zinc finger protein 135. The transcript has a single exon. NCBI's taxonomy places the organism in Eukaryota, Metazoa, Arthropoda, Insecta, Hymenoptera, Apidae. Gene Ontology annotation, molecular function: RNA polymerase II transcription regulatory region sequence-specific DNA binding; DNA-binding transcription factor activity, RNA polymerase II-specific. Bases 38 to 1336 code for a protein of 432 amino acids. Gene Ontology annotation, biological process: regulation of transcription by RNA polymerase II. The record is from RefSeq and is a predicted model, not a curated record. Gene Ontology annotation, cellular component: nucleus.
GUACAACCAGCUACCUUUCCCCGAAGAGUAUUACCCGAUGGCGAUGUUGACGAAGCUCGAGCUGGUGAAGAAGGACGUGGACGCUGCGUCGCCGGUCGUAAAAAGCGGAGAGACGGACGGGGUAGGAAACAACAACUCGUCCUUCCCACAGGUUGCCCUGAACCCGGAGCAAAGCUUCAUCAAGCAAGAGGUGGCCGACGAGAUCGACGAGGAGGAUCUUCCCCUCGCGUACCACUGCAAGUUAUGCGGCGUGUUCUUCGCCUCGCAGGCGUUGCUCGACAACCACGAGAUCGAGCACAAGAGCAAACGGAAGAACACGUGCAACCAGUGCGGGAGAGUGUUCAGAACGUACGUGAACUUGCGGAAGCACAUGAAGAAGCACAACGGGCGGAAAGGUGGGGGGCGGAAGGCGAACAACAACGCGUCCACGGUUGCCAACAAUCGUUCGAGCAUAAAGGUGAAGAAGGAGAAGCCCGAGAUGGAGUUCGUGUGCAAGACGUGCAACAAGGUGUUCAGACACAAGAGCAACUAUCAGAAACACUUGAUGCGGCACACGGUCGGUGAUCUGACCUGCAAACACUGCCCCAAGAAGUUCCGCCUGUUCCGCGAUCUGACCAGGCACGAGAAGACCCACUUCUAUCCUAGCUACAUGUGCAAGGAGUGCGACUACGAGACCACGGUGUUGGCAGCGCUCAGCAUCCACAUGCUGCGCCACACCGACAAGAACGAUCUACCGUUCCAGUGCAACGACUGCGACAAACGUUUCCGCAAAGCGAUCGAUCUCCAGGAGCAUUACAACAUACACUCAGGGGACAAGCCUUUCGCCUGCCAGUUGUGCGGCACCGCCUUCUAUCUGAGGCGACAAUUGUCCGCCCAUUGCAGGCGCAUGCACCCGGAGAUGAAGGCGAACAAAGUGACGAGCACGGCGUGCGACAUCUGCGGCCGGGUCCUCGCGACCAAGAGAUCAUUGUUCCGGCACAAGGAGAGCCACAACCCCACCAAACUGUACCUGUGCGACUACUGCGGCAAGAGUCUGAGCAGCGCCGAGCAUUUGAAGAAGCACAGGCGCAUCCACACGGGGGAGAAACCGUACGUGUGCGACAUCUGCGGAAAAGGUUUCACGGAUUCGGAGAAUCUGAGGAUGCACAGGAGGGUGCACACGGGGGAGAAGCCGUACAAGUGCGACCAGUGCCCGAAAGCUUUCUCGCAGAGGUCGACGUUGACCAUCCAUAGGCGGGGUCACACGGGGGAACGGCCGUACGUGUGCCAGAUCUGCAACCGUGGCUUCUCGUGCCAGGGCAACCUGACGGCCCAUCAGAAGUCGACCUGCGUGUAAACGCGAGUAGUGCCUUCUUCGUCGUCGUCGUCGUCGUCGUCGUCGUAGA